Cuscuta europaea is the source of this 2047-nucleotide messenger RNA. The record is from the annotation of a GenBank genome assembly. Lineage: Eukaryota; Viridiplantae; Streptophyta; Magnoliopsida; Solanales; Convolvulaceae.
AUUAUGCCAACCUCACCUUUAUCCCAUUCAUUACCUCCAGACCAACCUCAUUCCAAUAAUUCCCCUCUUACAGCCCCAACCUACCCAACAUCCAAUAAUUCCCCGCCAGUAAACAACAACACCCAACCUACCCCACAUCCGAUGACUACCCGUAGCAAGGCUGGCAUAUUCCGCCCCAAGUCAGUAUUUAAUCUCAACUCUCACCAUAACACCUCCCUCAUAUCCUCACCCCUUCCCAAAUCACACAUUGACGCCCUUCGUGAUCCCAACUGGAAAUCAGCUAUGAUUUCUGAAUUUACGGCUCUUAUUAACAAUAAGACGUGGGAGUUGGUUCCCCGUCCUCCCAAUGCUAAUGUUAUUCGGUGCAUGUGGUUAUUUAAGCAUAAGUACAGGUCCGACGGGAGUCUUGAGCGACACAAGGCACGCUUGGUAGUCAACGGCAGAUCACAACGUCCAGGUAUUGAUUGUGAUGACACCUUCAGCCCUGUUGUCAAACCGGCCACCAUCCGUACGGUUCUCAGCAUUGCUCUCUCCCAUAAUUGGCCACUUCAUCAACUAGACGUUAACAAUGCUUUCCUUCAUGGCUUUCUUGAUGAGACCGUGUACAUGCAUCAACCGCCGGGAUUUAAGGACUCUUCACGACCUUCACAUGUGUGCCUUCUGAAAAAAUCUUUGUACGGUUUAAAACAAGCCCCACGGGCUUGGUAUCACCGUUUUGCCUCUCAUGCUGCCAAACUGGGUUUUCACCAUAGCAAAGUUGAUCACUCACUCUUUAUCUACCAUAACAAUGGAGAUACUGCCUACCUUUUGCUAUACGUCGACGAUAUUGUUCUCACGGCAUCAACUCCAACACUUCUUCGUAACCUUAUUUCUCAAUUGGGGGCUGAAUUUUCCCUUAAAGAUUUGGGUCCACUAAGCUUCUUUCUUGGUAUUGCAGUCACUCGCCAAUCUGGACGGCUUGUUUUAUCCCAACAAAAAUACGCCUCAAAAAUUCUUCACCGAGCAGGUAUGGCAUCCUGUAACUCCACAAGCACCCCGGUGGACACUAGGGCCAAACUCAGUGCUGAUGACGGCCCACCAGUACCGGACCCCACUCUCUACCGUAGUUUAGCCGGAGCACUUCAAUACCUCACAUUUACUCGUCCGGAUAUUUCUUAUGCCGUCCAACAAGUCUGUCUACACAUGCAUGACCCCCGGACCUCUCACUUUGAUGCACUAAAACGUAUUCUUCGAUACGUUAAAGGCACCAUGUCUUAUAAUCUUCACCUCCGUCCUACUGCCACGACCAGCUUAGUUGCCUACAGUGACGCCGACUGGGGUGGGUGUCCUGACACCCGCCGGUCCACAUCUGGAUAUUGUGUAUUUAUGGGUGAUAACCUCAUCUCAUGGUCUUCCAAGAGACAAACUACUAUUUCCCGCUCCAGCGCCGAGGCCGAAUAUCGUGGAGUGGCCAACGUUGUGGCCGAGCUGUGUUGGCUCCGUAAUCUUUUAACUGAGCUUCGUCAUCCGAUCUCCAAAGCUUCCCUAGUUUAUUGUGACAACGUAAGUGCCAUAUACAUGUCACAAAAUCCGGUCCAACAUCAACGCACCAAGCAUAUUGAAAUGGAUAUACAUUUUGUUCGUGAACGGGUGGCUCUGGGACAUGUUCGCAUCCUUCACGUUCCCUCCCGCUUUCAAUAUGCCGACGUAUUCACCAAGGGCCUUCCACGUAUUCUAUUUGAAGAAUUUCGGUCCAAUUUGAACGUUCAUUCAACCCACGAUCAAACUGCCGGGGAGUGUUAGACAUAAUAAAUUGAUGACAUGUCACAUACAUGCACAUGCAUGUACCAUGCGUACGAACCAAAUAGAUCUCCACCAAAGUCUCACAUUAUAAUUCAUUUACGUAGCUUGUUAUUAUCCUUAUUGUACUACAUCACUAUCCAAUAGUUUAGUUGUAUUAUAUCACUAUUAUUACGUAGCUCCAUUUAAUGUAUAACCGAUCCAUAGCUAUCGGAUAUCAAGUGUACAUAAGCUAUAUAUAUUCAAUGAAUACAACACACAACCUUAC